GUAUGUAUUCUGUAAUCUGUAGUGGAAUACUUUUUAAAAGUAACCUUCCCAAUCCUGUCGAUAACCAUAACUCUGAAAAUGAAAAUACACAAAGCUUAAAUUUAAAUGAAAUAUCAAUCAAAAGAUAAUGCUAAUAAUGCUGCAAAUUAUUGCUAAAAUAAAAAACAAGGGACAUUUAUUGAUUUAUUUAAUUAAUUAUUUAGUAAUAAUUUGAUAUAUUUAUGUAUUAAAUAUAUUUUUUAAAUUAUUUAGAUAUUUUAUUUUAAUUUUGUGUUCUUUGGUUCUUCAUAGUUAACAGAUAAUAACAGUACAGCAUUUAUUACAGGGACGAAACCCUGGGGGAUCUUCAGAAAUCUCGAGAUCCCAUACCAUUUAGCUAUCACUCUCGUUAAGUGACAUGUCCUUUAUGCAGUUAUACAUUUUAAGACAAGUGUUUGAUUAGGUCUCUUGGCUAAUAAUAAAAGAACAGUUAUUGUCAAAAAAAUGUUUUUCGUGGUGACUUUUAUUUUGAAGGGCACUACAGAAUAAUUUCUGCUCAUCCGGAAAUGAAUUCGUACAGUCGCUGUUUUCAACUCCAAAAUAAUCAACUGAGAUGCGAGUAUAGAGCAACAUUUUUUUGGCAUUUGAACCCAGGCAUAAUAAUUAAAUCAUUAUGGGUGGAUACGGUGUGAUGGCAAAUGAGGAAUCACUGGAUUAUUCAGUGCAUGAAGCUUGGAAUGAGGCCACCAAUGUUUACCUGCUGGUUAUUUUGGUCAGUUUCGCCCUGCUCAUGUACGCCAGAAAAAAUAAGAGGAAGAUUAUGCGCAUAUUUACGCUGCCACCGACAGUCGGAGCCUCAGCAGAACCGAACUUCUACGACAGCCUACAGAAAGUCAGACUGAGACAACAACUGGAAAUGUAUUCCCUAGCUCGUAAACAUGACCAACAGACACAGUCUGACAGUGUGCAGCUCUCGAUGGAGUGAUCUCACCAGAGGGGGCACUCUACACUCACCAAUGGUACUAAUGUGAAUAAAGAAACCUGAGCGGACAUGUCACUGCUCACAGAGACUGAGAAGUGGAUUGCUGAGGAUUAAACACAUUUUCAUUUUCUUUGGAGAGCUGUUCUUUUAAUUCACAUUCUUAACACCCUUUAGUCAUUAUGAAGAAGAAGGUGGCAUAAUUAUUAUUUAAAAAAACUUUUGUGGUGUGAUUUUCUUAAGUGAGUGUAAGUCACUUAAGAAAGUGAGUCCCUAUUAACUUACAUUGUAUUGAAAAGAUGUCAAAUAAAGGGUGAAAUAUUACUUUAAGAUCAACAUUUGAAAUCUUCUUACAAACAAUGUUACAAAAUGCUGCAAAAUUUUGACAAUGUAAAUGUUCUUGAGCAUGCAAGUGUUUAUUAUUAUUUUAUACAUACAUGGUUCCUUUACAUCUAAUGUUGUAGUUCAUUAUCUUAUAUUGCCCUCUAGUGUUAGCUUACAUGGGUGUCAGUUGUUUUAGGCUGACCUGCCUAGGCAGUUUAAACAAUCUGCUGAAGGUCAUUUUUUAAACUCUAAACAAAAGUCAUUGUACCUUAAUCUAGAAAUUGACUGCAAUAAAUUUGAAUAAAAAUUGCUACAUU
Molecule: messenger RNA, 1599 nt
Organism: Xyrauchen texanus (razorback sucker)
Lineage: Eukaryota; Metazoa; Chordata; Actinopteri; Cypriniformes; Catostomidae
Product: small integral membrane protein 19
Exons: 3
Coding region: 653-964 (103 amino acids)
Source: RefSeq, a predicted model, not a curated record